UCUCCGCAGCUGUCAGAGGAGUUGUGAGUGUUAUGUACUGGCAUUUGCCGUUAGUAUGGCAUGGUGGCGCCAUCCCUCGUUGUGGGUAGACAACAAGGUGAUCACGUGCCUUACCUUGGCAGCACGGGAGGCACCCCUCACUGUCAGUGCACCAAGCCUUGAUAGAUGUAGCACGUUGAGUGGAACUCAUGUAACUGUCAUUGCUGUGUUAAUUAAACCUUGUCAUCACUUACUGCGCUCGUUCUUGCCAAGACAUAACAUGUGGCGACGAGGAUGGGAUCCCCGUGGUUGAAGAACCGUCGAGGUCGUCUCAGCAAGCGGUGGUGAGAAGAUAUCAACCGAACUGCGCGUCCGUGUGUUUUGGCGGGAACUUCGUCGCAUAUCAUGGCGACUCUUGGGCAUAUAGAGGAAUUCGACCCAUCGAGUCCGGAAAGAUGGGACGCCUACGAAUCCAGAUUAACAUUCUACCUUGAAGCAAACGGCAUUACCGACCCAGCGAGGAAACGUGCUGUUUUCCUGAGUGUUUGCGGCGCUGCAACGUUCGACUUAGUACAGUCAUUGCUUGCCCCGGCUACUCCCGAAACCAAGUCCUUCAGCCAGAUACUAGCCACGUUAAAGGAACAUUUUGCGCCACAGCCAUCGGAAAUUGUGUGCCGAAAUGCGUUUUACCGGCGGAACCAAGGUGCGGGUGAGUCAGUGGCGUUAUUCAUCGCGGAGUUACGUCGUCUGGCUCAAAAGUGCAACUUCCCAAACCUGGAAGAAAUGCUGCGCGAUCGCCUCGUUUGCGGACUUGUGGACGAGAACCUUCAGAACCGGCUAUUCGCCAAAAAGAAGCUCACUUUCAAAGUCGCCCAAGAAGAAGCAUUGGCAGCGGAGGCGGCGGCUCGAAGCACUCGCGAAGUGAGAACUGCGGAGGCGGCUGCAACUGCCGACAUAAAUGCCCUGCACAGACAGCAACAGGAGCGAGCAAACGGGCACCAAAGCUCAGCCAGAGAAACGGGAAAUCAAGGGAAGAAGACAAAGCCGUGCGACGGAUGCGGAGGAGCUCAUGCUCGGGAAUUCUGUCGAUUCCGGGACGCCCAGUGCCAUUAUUGCAAGAAGAUCGGCCACAUUGAACGCGUGUGUCGUUUGAAGCAACGGUCAUCGGCCAACGCAACAACUGACAAGCCAGUGGGUCGGAAGGAAAGCAGUACGAGUACAAAUGCCCUAAACUCUGACACAGCGUGCGAUGUUUACUAUACAAAUCAUCUGGGCCCUGUGCAUUCCACGCAUACGCAGAAGCACCGUACGUCUGUCCUCAUCGAAGGCAAGCCAUGUGAAAUGGAAGUUGACUCUGGGUCAGAGUUCUCCAUUGUCUCCGAACAAACGUUCCACAAGCUCAUCAAGGAUGGAACUAUGCAGUGUGAACCAUUCGAGUCCCAACUAACAGACUUCCAAGGGAACUCCGUCCAAGUCAAGGGAAUCUCUAGGGUCCAUGUGCAGUACGGUACUUUCGACGGUAAGCUGCGACUACUGGUGGCUCAAGGGCACCGUACAAGCCUCCUCGGCAUGGAAUGGUUUCAACCAUUGGGAAUCAGCCUCGUAGGGGUGCACCAGGUUGAAGAACUCUCUGUUGAAGAUGUCCUUACAAAGUUCAGCCAUGUUUUUGGAAAAGAACUUGGCAAAUUCAAUGGCCCUCCUGUGUCACUACACUUGGACUCGACCGUGACACCAGUGCGCAUGAGAUCACGACAGGUUCCUUUUGCUCUCAAACCAAAAAUUGAUGAGGAAAUCGACCGCCUGAUUGAGCAGGGUAUCUUGGAACCAAUUACCCACCCCAAGUGGGAGACACCAAUAGUUACGGCCAUGAAGCCGAAUGGUGAGAUAAGGAUAUGCGGUGACUAUAAGUGUACCAUCAACAAGGCAUUGUCCCACCAUCCCUAUCCAAUUCCUGUGGUUCGAGACCUUCUGGCUUCCCUCUCAGGAGGAAACGUAUUUGCAAAACUGGACUUGGCUCAGGCCUACCAGCAGCUAGUGGUGGACGAAGAAGCAGCAGAUGCACAGACAAUCACCACCCACCGCGGAGCCUUUCGUGUGAAGAGAUUGCAGUUCGGUGUCAAUGUUGCGCCGGGAAUAUUCCAGAAAUUCAUGGAUGACCUCCUGAAAGGAAUUCCUAGGGUUGUACCUUAUUUCGAUGAUGUGUUAAUUGCUGCAGGCUCAAAGGUUGAGCUGGCUGGCCGUCUCCAUGAAGUACUACAGCGCAUCGCAGAUGCAGGCCUCCGUUUGAAACGUGACAAAUGUCGUUUUGGUGUGACACAGGUGGACUUCCUGGGAUUUGUUAUUGACAAGGAUGGAGUGCAUCCAUCAAAAGAGAAGGUGAAAGCAAUUCAUGAGGCACCUGCACCCACGAACAGACAAGAGCUACAAGCCUUCCUUGGACUGUUAAACUUCUAUCACAUUUUCCUGAAAAACAAAGCAACAGUAGCUGAGCCAUUGCACAGACUUCUGGACAAGGAGGCGUUAUGGGAGUGGACACCUCUGCACGCAAAAGCUUUUGAGGAAUGCAAGCAGCUGAUAUCAUCUGAGAGUGUUCUUCACCACUACGACGAGAGCAAGCCCUUGGUGCUCACAUGUGAUGCAUCUCCGUGCGGUAUCGGGGCCGUGCUCAGCCAUCGCCUCGAAAAUUACCAGGAGGUUCCCAUUGCAUUCUACUCGCGCACACUGUCUUCUGCAGAGAGGAACUAUGCACAAAUUGACAAGGAGGCCCUCGCAAUAAUUGCAAGUGUAAAAAAGUUCCAUUACUAUGUGUACGGUCGGAGCUUUGAAAUUGUGACAGACCACAAACCACUCCUUGGUCUGUUCGCACCUGGCAAACAAACGCCGCAAAUAUUGUCACCGAGAAUGCUUCGCUGGUCUGUCCUCUUAAGUGCAUACAACUACGACCUCGUUCAUCAACCUGGGAGGAACAUUAGGCAUGCCGAUGCCUUAAGUCGCCUGCCGUUGGGCGUUCCAGAGUUCGUGGUGCCACCCCCUCUGGAAGUGUUGUUCCUCGAGGGCAUGCCUAAUCCACCACUCCACGCCGAGGACAUUGCACAGAUGACAGCUAGGGAUCCUAUUCUGUCAAGAGUCCUAAACUGGGCAUUAAAAGGGUGGCCAUCGGGGGACACGGAACCCGAUUUUCAAACUUUUAAAGUGCGGCAGCAUGAGCUUACUGUGCAUAAAGGGUGCAUCCUCUGGGGAAACAGGGUAGUAAUACCUGAGAAGGGUAGGAAUGCUGUGCUGGAUGCCCUACACACAGGCCACCCCGGCAUUGUAAGGAUGAAAGCCCUUGCUCGAAGCUACGUGUGGUGGCCAAAGAUGGAUGGGAACAUAGAAGAACGUGUUAACAUGUGUGUGACAUGCCAGGAAUCCCGGCCUGCACCGCCUCGGGCCCCCGUACAUGCAUGGGAAACAACCAGGUCACCAUGGUCAAGGCUCCAUGUGGACUUUGCUGGCCCUUUUCAGGGUCAGACAUUCCUCAUUGUGGUGGACUCUUUCUCUAAGUGGUUGGAGGUAGUUCCAGUGUCAAGCAUGACUACACGUAGUGUCAUAAACGCCCUACGGCAGCUCUUCGCAACUCAUGGGAUGCCGGACACAAUAGUCUCUGACAAUGGGGCGCAGUUUACUUCCGAGGAAUUCCGUACAUUCAUGAAGGCGGGACUGAUCCGGCAUGUAACGUCUGCACCAUUCCACCCAUCAUCUAACGGUCAGGCGGAGCGUAUGGUGCGUACGACAAAGGACUCCCUAAGGCGCAUCAUAGAAGGAGACUGGGGACAACGCCUGGCAAGCUUCUUGUUGCAGCAACACGUGACCCCAUGCACCACGACUGGCAGAAGCCCUGCAGAGUUGUUAAUGAACAGAAGGCUGAGGACAUUGCUUGACAGGCUGAACCCGGACCUAACUGAGCAAAAAAAGGAUAGUGACGACGAAAUCAACGAAAAGACCCAUCUUAAACUGCGCUCAUUUCAACCGCAAGACCUUGUGUUUGUACGUAACUACGGAAGAGGCCCAAAUUGGAUUCCAGCUACAGUGAUCGAGGCGACGGGGCCUGUUUCCUACAGAACCCGCACACAGGAUGGUGCAGUAUUGCGACGCCAUGUUGACCAAAUGCGGCGCAGGGGACUACUGAGGGAGACACCCGAGGGCACCAACCAAGAGGACACAGCAAGGCCUGUUGUUCCUGAUCAUAGUGAGGCAACGGAUACCAGCCAGGCAGAGCAAGCAGCAUCUAUCCUGCCAAAGCACAACCAGGUGAUGACGCGAGAAAGACCAGACAGGGUCAGAGCACCUCCUCAGCGUUGGAAGGACUUUGUGUAGGGAUUUUUUUUUUAGGGGGAAGGAGUGUUAUGUACUGGCAUUUGCCGUUAGUAUGGCAUGGUGGCGCCAUCCCUCGUUGUGGGUAGACAACAAGGUGAUCACGUGCCUUACCUUGGCAGCACGGGAGGCACCCCUCACUGUCAGUGCACCAAGCCUUGAUAGAUGUAGCACGUUGAGUGGAACUCAUGUAACUGUCAUUGCUGUGUUAAUUAAACCUUGUCAUCACUUACUGCGCUCGUUCUUGCCAA
Messenger RNA from Ornithodoros turicata, 4583 nucleotides. RefSeq lists its product as uncharacterized. Gene Ontology annotation, biological process: DNA integration. Lineage: Eukaryota; Metazoa; Arthropoda; Arachnida; Ixodida; Argasidae. Bases 385 to 4335 code for a protein of 1316 amino acids. Gene Ontology annotation, molecular function: nucleic acid binding. The transcript has a single exon. The record is from RefSeq and is a predicted model, not a curated record.